CUGCCUGCCUUGCCAGCCCCAUCAUGCACUCCCGGCUGCCCGUCCCGGUCCCUCUCUGCCUCCUCCUCCUGCUGCCCUCGGUGCUGCCGGCGACCAUGCCCGGGGGUCUUUCCCCCCGAGACGUCACGGAUCCCGAAGUGCAGGAAGCCGCCGUCUUCGCCGUGGAGGAAUACAACGCGCGCAGCACAAACAGCAACUAUUUCAAGGCGCUGCGCGUUGUGGAGGCGCAGUCCCAGGUAGUGUCAGGGGCGAAAUAUUAUCUUACGAUGGAGUUGGUGAAAACAAAUUGCCAAAAGAUCGCCGGCAACCCAAAGGUGUACCAAGAGAUCCAGAACUGCCGUCUCCCUCCAAGGAACCGGCAGGAGAAACUAACUUGCCACUUCGAAGUCUGGUCCCGUCCUUGGCUGAAAACGACGUUGUUGACAAAGGUGACCUGUAACUAAUCUGGACGGCUGGGAUGGACUGACUGAGAUGACCCCAAUACGGGCAGAUGGUUCUGUGGUGUGUCCAGCAGCCCUACGAGCUGAAUUUAUAGCAAGCUUUGCUUUUUCCGUCAUGAUCCUAUAGACGACCCUUCACAAAUCAUAAACAAAAUGAUUCACUUAAGUUCACGUUUUUCCAGCAGUAUAUGUGGGGGGCUUCUUUUCUCUAGUUUUCUUUGCUAUGGUUUUAGUUAUAGAGAAGACAGAUCCGUACUUGACUGAGUUGGUUGUUAAUUAGUCUUAAUAAAGCUGUCGGCAUGACGA
Protobothrops mucrosquamatus (brown spotted pit viper) is the source of this 746-nucleotide messenger RNA. Its product is annotated as cystatin-1. The record is from RefSeq and is a predicted model, not a curated record. Gene Ontology annotation, cellular component: extracellular exosome. Lineage: Eukaryota; Metazoa; Chordata; Lepidosauria; Squamata; Viperidae. The transcript is spliced from 3 exons. The coding region runs from base 24 to 443 and encodes 139 amino acids. Gene Ontology annotation, molecular function: cysteine-type endopeptidase inhibitor activity.